Messenger RNA from Anisakis simplex (herring worm), 738 nucleotides. The record is from the annotation of a GenBank genome assembly. Lineage: Eukaryota; Metazoa; Nematoda; Chromadorea; Rhabditida; Anisakidae.
AUUAGAGGACUGAUCAAUAAUCGAACGUUUGGUAUCAUGAGUCGAGAUCCGGAACUGGUUAAAAUACUCAAAGAAGCGAUGCACGAUGCGUUUGCUGAGUGCUCACAUCGGUCAGAAUCGCAUCGUUGGAACUGUGCCGUUGUUGGUAGUCCUUAUAGUGCACUUUUUCCAUCGCUCACUCACUACGCAAGUCGCGAAUUUGCUUAUUUACUUGCUUUGACUACCGCAUCAGCAGUGCGCUCGAUUGCCCGAGCAUGUGCAAUGGGUCGACUGCGGUCUUGUUCAUGCGAUCCUUCAAAAGUUGGUCCCGUUCUAGCCGACCAACGUGAUGUUUGGUCCAGCUGUAUGAAACGCACUGGUUCGGACAAUGUUCGUUAUGCGAUCAAAUUAUCGAAGCGUCUAAUAGAUCGGCAAUUCUCGUGUCUGUUUCCUGAUAAAACAUCGCCUAUUUACUUGCAUAAUAUUGCUGUUGGACGAACGUUUUAUUGGAUUCAGUUUCAGAGAGUGAGAGUAAGAACAAAGUGUGAUUGCAUAUCAGCAUUUGGUAGUUGUUUAAAGAGGAGAUGCUCAUCACGUGUUAUAACAUUAUCGCAAAUUGGUGAUGCACUGAUCGUGUCUUUAUUACGUUCACGUCGAAUUCGACGUUCAAAUACCACUUCGCAUUCGAAUCGACGCUUAUGUAUACGCCGUCGUCAUGAGCAACGCAUGAAGCACAAGUUGGCUGAUAUUACCAUAUGA